Molecule: messenger RNA, 111 nt
Organism: Colletotrichum lupini
Lineage: Eukaryota; Fungi; Ascomycota; Sordariomycetes; Glomerellales; Glomerellaceae
Exons: 1
Source: RefSeq, a predicted model, not a curated record
UUUUUAUUUCUGCCUUUGCUGGCUGCUCGGGCGAUUCUCGAUAUCGAUUACACGGUAGUAAUACACAGUAUUAAUAGAUACUCCCACUAUCUCGAUAGACUAUAUAUAUAA